GUGACAGCAAGGGUGACAGUGUGCACCGGAGACCGAACACUGACAUACAGAGAGAUGUGUGACCGUAACAAUGGUCGGAGGCUGCGGCAGUGGCUCAUCGAGCAGAUCGACAGCGGUCACUACCCUGGGCUCAUCUGGGAAAAUGACGGGAAAUGCUUCUUCCGCAUCCCCUGGAAACACGCCGGGAAGCAGGAUUACAAUCAGGAAGUGGACGCCUCCAUCUUCAAAGCCUGGGCGGUAUUUAAAGGAAAAUUUAAAGAGGGCGAUAGGGCAGAGCCGGCGACGUGGAAGACGCGCCUACGCUGCGCACUCAACAAAAGCCCUGACUUUGAGGAGGUGACAGAGAGAUCCCAGCUGGACAUUUCAGAGCCGUACAAGGUGUACCGGAUCGUCCCGGAGGAAGAGCAGAAAUGUAAAAUUGCUGGGAGUAACCUGAAUGAUCUCACAGAGAUGGACUGCAGCUCCUCAGAAAUGGAGACGUCUGCGGAUGACUUCUUGGUGAACAUCAAACGCAGCCCAUCUCCGGCCAAGGACACCUGCCAGAAGCCAGGGACACAUGAUUGGUGGAUGUACUCUUCCAACGCAGGAAUGCAUGGAGUGGAAGGUUAUAACAUGUAUUCCAGUGAUCCGGUCCCUCACGGAUUUUCCCAGAUGGUCAUCCAGUUCUACUACGGAGGGAAAGCGGUCAGCCAACUGACGACGACGCGCAUGGAAGGGUGCCGCCUCUCCUUGCGCCAGCCCGUCGGCAGUGAAAAGUAUUACCUGUCAGAAGGUGUCGAAAACGUCCAGUUCCCCUCAGCGGAGUACAUCACGAGCGAGCGCCAGCGGCAGAUCACCAAGAAGCUGUUCGGACACCUGGAGAGGGGGGUCCUCCUAAUCAGCAACCGGAAUGGAAUCUUCAUCAAGAGGCUGUGCCAGGGCCGGGUGUUCUGGAGCGGGAACUGCAUGCCGUACAAAGACCGGCCAGCCAAGCUGGAGAGGGACGAGUUCACCAAAAUCUUCGACACCAAUCAGUACAUAAGAGAGUUCCAACAUUGUUACUCCAAUCAGCUGAGACUCCCAGACAGCAAAGUGACGCUGUGCUUUGGGGAGGAGUUUCCUGACGCCACGCCGCUGCAUAUGAAGCUCAUCAUCGUGCAGGUGGAACAGCUUGGCUUGAGGCAGCUGCUGGAACCUUCUACCAAAAACUACAACAUGGCCGGCUUGCACUUGGUGCCCGACUCUCAGAUGGACUCCAUCCAACGUCACCUCCCGGAUCCCUGCACCACCCACCAGAGGGCGUUCUACCGGGACACCCCGCAGAUCACAGUCUAAGCCCCGCCCCCCGCACUCCUCUGCCCGUAUUUUUACCUGUACAGUGACAAAUAAAUUUAUAUUUUUAUAGUU
Molecule: messenger RNA, 1386 nt
Organism: Rana temporaria (common frog)
Lineage: Eukaryota; Metazoa; Chordata; Amphibia; Anura; Ranidae
Gene: IRF8
Product: interferon regulatory factor 8
Exons: 9
Coding region: 55-1314 (419 amino acids)
Biological process (GO): regulation of transcription by RNA polymerase II; immune system process
Cellular component (GO): nucleus
Molecular function (GO): RNA polymerase II cis-regulatory region sequence-specific DNA binding; protein binding; DNA-binding transcription factor activity, RNA polymerase II-specific
Source: RefSeq, a predicted model, not a curated record